This is a messenger RNA of Neurospora tetraspora, 2848 nucleotides long. RefSeq lists its product as uncharacterized. The transcript has a single exon. The record is from RefSeq and is a predicted model, not a curated record. Gene Ontology annotation, cellular component: VCP-NPL4-UFD1 AAA ATPase complex. Gene Ontology annotation, molecular function: polyubiquitin modification-dependent protein binding. The coding region runs from base 192 to 2546 and encodes 784 amino acids. NCBI's taxonomy places the organism in Eukaryota, Fungi, Ascomycota, Sordariomycetes, Sordariales, Sordariaceae.
AUCAAGCCCAUUGCUGUCACCUCUACAUAAUAUCUAAUACCGCCAUAAUAUACCCAAGCGCUCUCUAACACCCUAGCCAAUACAUCCCGCAACUUGGCUCAACACCGCGACACUGCCCCGCGAUUUUCGCUCACCGUUUUAAACAUCCAAACCCAACGUCAUUCAAAAGUGCAACAGCCGCGCGCAACACGAUGGAUGAACAAUCGGUGCAUUUGAACUGGUCGGCGCCGUUCAAUGUCGCGCACCCUUCGCGCAUCGCAAGCAAAGACUUGCAGGGCGACAAGAUCCUUCUUCCACAGUCUGCCUUGGAGCAGCUCCUUUCCGCCUCGACGACCAUCUCGACAACCCCUUCGAACUCCCAUACUUUUACCGCCUUCGACCCUUACAAUCCAUACUCCGUCGCUGCCGCACGUCGAGAGCGCUCCAAUUUCCGUGAAACAACGCAACAGCUACCGCAUCCAUUGAUGUUCCAACUCGUGAACCAGAAGAACGGAAAUUCUGUCUUUGCGGGUAUUCGGGAGUUCUCAGCAAAUGAGGGAGAGGUUUCCCUAAGCCCUUAUCUUCUCGAAGCCUUGGGUAUCCAUGAGGAUGACAUCAAGGACACCUCGCCGCCAGCAGAUGCACAAACGGAUGGGCCAGAGGUUAUCGACCUAACGGAGGAUGAUGCGGUCAACCAGAUAACUGAGGGCUACCGAAUCACGGUCAAGGCUCGCCAAUUACCAAAGGGUACUUAUGUACGCCUACGUCCACUAGAAGCCGGCUAUAAUCCAGACGACUGGAAAUCUUUACUCGAAAGACAGCUUCGCGCCAGCUACACUACCCUAACAAAGGACUCCAUUCUCUCCGUUCGGGGUGUGAAAGGAGAAGAGUUCCGUUUCCUUGUCGACAAAUUCCAACCCGAGGGUAACGGCAUAUGCGUGGUAGACACCGAUCUCGAGGUCGACAUCGAACCGCUUAACGAAGAGCAAGCUCGCGAAACAUUGCGGCAAAUAGCCGAAAAGGCGCAAAGGGCACCAGGAACGGAGGCCGGGAGUUCAGUUGGCCAUGAGAUAGACAUCUGGAAGGAUGCUCAUGGUCAGGUUUUGGAAGGCGACUAUGUUGACUACACUCUACCCUCUUGGGACAGGUCACGCCCUCUUGCCAUCGAGCUAUCGAUCGAAGGCGAUCAAGAAGUCGACCUCCUCAUUAGCCCCAAAUCAAACCGACAACGAGCGCUACCUCGGGAUUCCGAGCAUAUCUUUGCCGAUUUCUCAUCGCCAAAUGAUGGUGUAAAGCGCAUCGUUAUCCAGCCUACCAACGUUGAACUCGAGGUUGCGGAAAGCCUCUUGAUAUCAGUUUAUGGCUCCUCGGUCCCAAACCAACCUUCUGCCACAACAACACCUCGACGAUAUACCCUCCGAGCUAAAGCUGAAGAGGCGCAAGGUUCCGCAGCAGCACCGGUUGAUCUCGCGAGUUCACCCUCAAAGAAUGCCGACGAGGAGCAGUGCAAGAACUGCUUACAGUUUGUGCCAAAGCGUACGAUCGUCUUACACGAGAACUUCUGCCUCCGAAAUAACAUUGUUUGCCCUCAUUGCAAAAAUGUCUUCAAAAAAUCAUCCGAGGAGUGGGCUGCCCAUUGGCACUGUCCCACGCACCUAGAAGCAUACGGCUCAACGCCAUUCAGCAAGGCCAAGCACGAUUACAUCCAGCACACAACCCACACCUGCCCAUGUUGCGGGCCGACUAGUCCAUUCUCAUUUCCAUCAUUGACCGAACUGGCGCGCCACCGCACGACCGUGUGCCCCGGCAAAAUUAUCCUGUGCCAGUUCUGCCACCUCGAGGUUCCUCAGGAGGGUGACCCGCUCGAUCCGGCUUCGGAAGCCGAGACUGUCAUAUCAGGCCUCACCGCGCAUGAGCGGGCCGAUGGUGCUCGCACGACCGAUUGUCAUCUCUGCGGGGCCAUUGUCCGUCUGAGGGACAUGGCUGCCCACACCACAAACCAUGAGCUGGACAAGGUGUCCCGCCCGAAGCCGGAGGUAUGCAGAGAUGAGCUCUGUGGGCGAACUUUACAUGGUGUUGGUCCUCGCGGGCAAAUCAACGGCGGAACACGAAUGGGCCAGGGCCCGGGUAACGACCUCGGCCUUUGUAGCCUGUGUUUCUCUCCGCUCUACGUUAGCAUGCAUGACCCUGAAGGCAAGGCAUUACGGAGGAGAAUUGAGAGGAGGUAUCUUGCUCAGCUGAUGACAGGCUGUGGUAAGAAAUGGUGCCAAAACGAAUGGUGCAAGACAGGUCGCGCCAACCAGGGACUGGAGCCCCUAGGCUCGAGUGCUGCGGCUGCUCUGCCCUUGGUAAAGCCACUUCUGGAGGAUAUCAGAGACUAUUCGAAGUCUAUGCACUUCUGUGUCGAUGAGGCAUCUCAGCGUCGUAAGAAGACCGCCGAGAUAUUGGCUGCAGAAGGUGUUUGGGAGCGGGAAUGGUGCAUUGCUGCACUUGAAGCCGAGGGUGGUGAUCUUGCAAAGGCCAGAGGCUGGUUGACUGACUGGGCGCCGACAAAAUUCGGCAAAUAAUACGGUACGCAUGUCACACAUAUACGCAAUAUCCGAACAUAAACGGCUGGUUGGCAUGGUACAACGGUCCACCGAGUUUAGCAUCAUAGACGAUUUGAACGAUUGAUACCCAUCGAUAGAGACACGACAUCAUUAGACGGCAUUUAGGAAAUACAUAGAGCAACACGCAUCAAUUUCUGUUCACUUAUCCAACAUAUAACCUCCUAUCAUAUUCACUUUGUGCACUUCCUAACAACUCUGUCAGACUAUUGUUCUUGCCGCCAUCUGUACUUGGGGAUGGGGGUUGCUCUCAGUGUGACUAA